GGGUAUAUAACUCAAUCGUGAUGGCUGUGGGGAGACACCUUGAGGAAGAUUUCGAAGCUCCAUCCGACAAGGAGAACAAGAGCGUGACCGAAAAGAAAGAAACGGUCGAGAACCCUGGCUUUGUGAGGGAAACAAAACCCAAAAGUUUGGCAAAUGUGAAUGAAGAGCGGCAAAAUGCCAAGGAUGAAUGCAUACGAGCACAAACACCUACACGCAACAACCUUGUCAAAAUCAAAGACCAAGGCAAGGCGACCGAUCUUGAUGCCCGAGAGGAGGAAACCAUCGUGAUUCUAAAAGGAGUCACCUCACUAGGUAACGAAACGUUUUCCUCAUGUACUAAUCAAACUCGUGAGGGCAUGUAUCACAUGUGUAGGAACCAAUGUCACGUGGCAUGUCAUAGUCCCAACCAACGAAAGAAUCUCAUCAAGGAUGGCGGGACAUACAAGGCUGAUGUAAGGAACCUUGAAGAUGAAUCCGAUGUUACAUCCAAAGCGGUAACCGAACAUGUAACCAAAGAAAAAGAAACGAUUAAGGAUUCCGAUCUCGUGCUCAAUGAAGUACUCAAAAGUGUGAUCAAUGUCGAUGAAGAGCUACAUGGCAUCAGAAUAGAUGCUUUAGCAGUGGUUACACGAAAUGAGGAUUUAAAAAUCCUGAUCAACCCAUCGACAAAGAUAAAUGACACCUCCAACAACCGUACUUGGAUCAUAAGUCAAGAACUUGGAGCAAAAACCGGUAAAUUUAUUCCUAUUUUUAUUCUUGUUUAUGAUUCAUACUUGGUUGAGAAUAUAUGGGAACAUGAAGAAAUAAUGGCAAAGUUUCAAAAGGAAUAUUCUUGCGAGCAUUUCAAGGAGCACACUAACAAAAUUGUUCCCCUAGAAGUUUAUCGAAGUUCGCAGGUUCUGAAUGUGAAGGAAGUGGGGAUUGUUACAAAGAAAGUUUUGACAUCUACCGGCCAAAUCCCAAAGAGGCCAUUCAACGACUUAAGCGAAUAUAUGAAGCUUGCCCACCUUGAUACGAGAAGCUUACGCGGUAACAUCGUUUUACUCUUUAUUCUUGUCUAUGAUCAAGGAAUUGGUACUACAUUGCAGAUUUCAUGCAUGGACGACGAGAAGAGUCCGACGAAUCCCACAUGUGUGCCUCCACGGUUCAUCAGUGCUCAAGGAGCCAAAUGCGUCUACCAUUGCACCAUGAACGCCUCAAGGCGUAACACCAUCUUAAACCCAAGGACAAUCAAGAAGGAUGAACCUUUUGAACGAGGAGAAGCGCGAGAACAAAAUCUUCAUACACUUGAAAGAGAGGGAGAGAAGGGGAAAGGAGCUCGUGGGAGCAAAGAGGGCCAGCCUCAGAAGGUCUAG
Tarenaya hassleriana is the source of this 1355-nucleotide messenger RNA. RefSeq lists its product as uncharacterized. Lineage: Eukaryota; Viridiplantae; Streptophyta; Magnoliopsida; Brassicales; Cleomaceae. The transcript has 2 exons. The coding region runs from base 21 to 1355 and encodes 444 amino acids. The record is from RefSeq and is a predicted model, not a curated record.